CCCGCCCCCUCCUGGCCGCGCGCGCUCCAACCCCAGGCCCUCGGGUCCCUGCCCGCAGUUGGCCACGCCAUGGAUCUGGGGCUCGCGGGCCGCCGGGCGCUCGUCACCGGGGCGGGCAAAGGCAUCGGGCGCAGCACGGUCCAGGCGCUGUACGCGGCGGGGGUGCAGGUGGUGGCCGUGAGCCGGACCCAGGGCGACCUGGACAGCCUGGUCCGCGAGUGCCCCGGGGUCGAGACCGUGUGCGUGGACCUGGGAGACUGGGAGGCCACGGAGCGGGCGCUGGGCGUCGUGGGCCCCGUGGACCUGCUGGUGAACAAUGCCGCCGUGGCGCUGCUGCAGCCCUUCCUGGAGGUCACCAAGGAGGCGUGUGACACCUCCUUCGAUGUGAACCUGCGGGCUGUCAUCCAGGUGUCCCAGAUCGUGGCCCGGGGCCUGAUCGCUCGAGGAGCCCGAGGGUCCAUCGUGAAUGUGUCCAGCCAGGCCUCCCAGCGGGCACUGACCAACCACAGCGUCUACUGUGCCACCAAGGGUGCCAUGGACAUGCUGACCAAGGUGAUGGCUCUGGAGCUCGGGCCCCACAAGAUCCGUGUAAAUACAGUGAACCCCACGGUGGUGAUGACGCCCAUGGGCAAGGCCAACUGGAGCGACCCCCUUAAGGCGAAGGCCAUGCUGGACCGGAUCCCGCUGGGCAGGUUUGCGGAGGUGCAGGACGUGGUGGACGUCAUCCUUUUCCUGCUGAGUGACCAGAGCAGCAUGACCACGGGCUCUGCUGUGCCAGUGGACGGGGGCUUCCUGGCCACCUGAGCCCCGCCCCCCACAGCCCUGCUCCCUGCUGAGCCCCGCCUGCCUCCCCCCCCCCCCCCCC
Molecule: messenger RNA, 865 nt
Organism: Myotis daubentonii (Daubenton's bat)
Lineage: Eukaryota; Metazoa; Chordata; Mammalia; Chiroptera; Vespertilionidae
Gene: DCXR
Product: dicarbonyl and L-xylulose reductase
Biological process (GO): xylulose metabolic process; glucose metabolic process
Molecular function (GO): L-xylulose reductase (NADPH) activity; carbonyl reductase (NADPH) activity
Source: RefSeq, a predicted model, not a curated record